This is a messenger RNA of Caenorhabditis briggsae, 276 nucleotides long. The transcript has 2 exons. The record is from RefSeq and is a predicted model, not a curated record. Lineage: Eukaryota; Metazoa; Nematoda; Chromadorea; Rhabditida; Rhabditidae. Bases 1 to 276 code for a protein of 91 amino acids.
AUGCGGAGACCAUUCUUUCUCUUCAUUCUAUUCAAUCUUUCCCUCCCGGCUGCAGUUUCUGGUGAAUUUCUGGAAAGGUCCGAUGCUUAUGGAAGAAUCUGGGAGAGCAGGACACCUCCUGACGGAAUGAAACAAGACGUGUCUCAUAAUCACCUCGUUUUUGUUUUUCUGGCAUUUCUUGUCCUUAGAAAAAAGUCGAGAACACGAUUUUCCGAAUUUGUUUUUCCGAACAAGCCUGAUGCCUACCCAAACCGAAAAGGCCAAAAAAUGAUUUAG